GCACGAUCAGCACCCACCGCUUCUCCUCGACAGCAGGAACUGCCCCUCAGCUCCUGAGUCCUGUGCGUGGGAGCUCCCCCAGCUUUGGGGAGAGCUGCUGCCCUAGGCCGCGCAGGUGCAUGAUGGAAGUGUCGUCCCUGUGGGUCCUCACCUUCCGCCUGGGACUCUCUGUGCCAGGCCCCCCGCCCUCCCACCAGAUGGAAUCGGGCAGUCAGAGGGUCGGAGUGGUAGCAUCGGACGUAAGUGGUACGACACCAAAUCCCCAGAUUGACGGGGGUGCUGGUGAGAGCGCCCUGGCUCCCGUCGAUGUCAUGGACACUGCCUCCCUCCCUGUGUCCCCCCUCCAGAAAAAGCUGCCGGCCCUGCUACUGGGCCGCUCGGCAGACCUGCGGCCCGGCGAGUUCGUGGUGGCCAUCGGCAGCCCCUUUGCCCUGCAGAACACCGUGACCACGGGCAUCGUCAGCACGGCCCAGCGGGACGGCAAGGAGCUGGGCCUCCGGGACUCAGACAUGGACUACAUCCAGACGGAUGCCAUCAUCAACUACGGGAACUCCGGGGGACCACUGGUGAACCUGGACGGCGAGGUCAUUGGCAUCAACACGCUCAAGGUGGCGGCCGGCAUCUCCUUCGCCAUCCCCUCGGACCGCAUCACACGCUUCCUCACGGAGUUCCAGGACAAGCACGUCAAAG
Molecule: messenger RNA, 690 nt
Organism: Callorhinus ursinus (northern fur seal)
Lineage: Eukaryota; Metazoa; Chordata; Mammalia; Carnivora; Otariidae
Product: serine protease HTRA3-like
Biological process (GO): proteolysis
Molecular function (GO): serine-type endopeptidase activity
Source: RefSeq, a predicted model, not a curated record